This is a messenger RNA of Neomonachus schauinslandi (Hawaiian monk seal), 1176 nucleotides long. RefSeq names its product NEDD4 binding protein 2 like 1 (gene N4BP2L1). The transcript is spliced from 5 exons. The coding region runs from base 141 to 875 and encodes 244 amino acids. The record is from RefSeq and is a predicted model, not a curated record. Lineage: Eukaryota; Metazoa; Chordata; Mammalia; Carnivora; Phocidae.
GGGUGGGAAGGAGGGGCUGGGCUCCGAGCGCCCGCCCCUCCAUCUAUCACAUGGCCGGAGAGCCACAAAAACAACAGCUUUGGCCAAGACCGUGACUUCAGGAAAGGGAACCCAGGGCUCUCGCAGCCAGCCCCCACCCCAUGGAGGAGAGUUUUCUUGAAUCCUUUGGGAGGCUGAGCCUCCAGCAGCAGCGGCCGCAGCAGAAACCUCGGCCGCCGGCCCCGCCGCCCCCGCGUGGGACACCUCCGCGCCGCCACAGCUUUAGGAAACACCUCUACCUCCUGCGAGGCCUCCCGGGUUCGGGGAAAACUACACUGGCCAGACAAUUGCAACACGACUUUCCCAGGGCCCUGAUUUUCAGCACGGAUGAUUUUUUCUUCAGGGAAGACGGUGCCUAUGAGUUCAAUCCUGACUUCCUGGAGGAAGCGCAUGAGUGGAACCAGAAAAGAGCCAGAAAAGCAAUGAGGAAUGGCAUAUCCCCCAUUAUUAUUGAUAAUACCAACCUCCACGCCUGGGAAAUGAAGCCCUAUGCAGUCAUGGCACUUGAAAAUAACUAUGAAGUUAUAUUCCGAGAACCUGACACUCGCUGGAAAUUCAACGUUCAAGAGUUAGCAAGAAGAAACAUUCAUGGAGUCCCAAGAGAAAAAAUACACCGAAUGAAGGAGCGGUAUGAACACGAUGUUACCUUUCACAGCGUGCUUCACGCCGAAAAGCCCAGCAGAAUGAACAGAAACCAGGACAGGAAUAACGCGUCCCCUUCCAAUGGCGCACGAUACUGGAAUCCCUAUGCAGAGUUUCCCAACCGGAGGGCUCCUGGGGGCUUCACAAACGAGGGCUCCUGUAACAGAAGAGGCGGUUGUCACCAUGGAUAUUAGAAGCCUAUCUUACAGGCAUUCGAAAUUUUCCUAAAUCAGUUUUUACUGCCAAUUUUGGUAUUUAUUCUUUGUUCGGUUUUCGUCAAAGCUCUAAUUCCAGUGUAAAUAGUUGGACCUGAAAGUUUUUGAGCAGAAGCCAUUAUACUUCAUCUUCGCCGAGCAUUUGUUAAAGUGAUCCUGUAUGCAUGGUCCGACGCUGGGAAUUCGGCCGAUUUGAUUGUAAACAGAGUCUCUUUCUCUAGGGAAGCCAGAGAUUGGAAACUGAAACCUGAGAACGUACCCAAGCAUGGAAGCAGUCACC